CGCAAUGGUAUAUACUCUCAAUGGACUUAAUAUUGAGACCCAUCAGACUCGCGUCGUCCAGAUCCGCGAGGAAAGCCUAUCUUAACACGGCACUGUUUCUAGCAACCUCUGCUACGCUAUUUGGCCUGGCCGUCGUCGCUUAUGUCCUAUUCUAUGCGAAUUAUAUUCCAAAGAUUGGAAUUGAGCGGGAGGUCCAUCUUCAAUAUGGGGGCGAUGCAUCCAGCCCUUAUGGGCUUGUAUCUCUAGAUAAUUCUGUUAUGCCACAACAGGCGUACGAUAUACUGGUCGAAAUUGAUCUCCCAACAUCACCAGCAAACAGCGAGCUUGGGAAUUUCAUGGUGGACAUGGUAAUGUUGUCGUCUGAAUACAAGGACUCAAGCCGACCUGGGACAUCGACAAGCCGGCCAUCUGAUCUCCAUAGCUGGAUACCAGCUGGGUCUAUCUUAUUCUCAUCUCGACGCCCUGCCAUUCUCACGUUCCGAUCUGAUGUCGUGAGCCUCGGUAAACAACUCGCUGGCCUUCCACUAUAUAUCCUGGGCUUGCAUCGUGAGUCCGAAAGGCUGCGGAUUCCGAUGGCCGAAGGGAUCGUCUUUGAAAAGGGGCAUAAGAAUGCACCGAGGAAGGUGUACCUUGAUAUACAGUGUCGCCAUCAGCAGGCCCUUCAAGUUUACAGCAUGCGUCUGCUACUGCGGGCAAAGUUCUCGGGCCUUAGGUGGCUUAUGUACAACCAUCGGAUCUUCUCUUUUGUGGUAUUCACAACCGCAUUCUGGGCUGCAGAAGUCUUUUUUGCUCUAGUGGCCUGGAUUCUAUUGCAAUCAACAUUCAAUGCCACCGAGGAUCAAACUUCAGUCGUGGAACAAAAACUGCAGGGUGGCAGCUCAAAAGUCAAGACUGAGCCCUUCGACGAUGAUAUUCUAGAUACGGAUGACUCAGAUGUAUAUGAUGGGCCACGAAGGUAUUCGAAAUAUGACAGAUGGGCACCUGUGCGACACGAACCACAGAUAAAGAAGGAAGAUGACGAGAAGAAAACCCUAUUUUCAGUCGACGCUCGCGUUUAUCCUAAAACAGAGGAGGCUGAUGAUGAGUCUGAUGAGCCAACCUAUACGAGUGGCAUGUUCAAGGAGGGAAGGUCAGCUUCUAGGGUUGAGACAAGCUUCAGCGAAAGCAAGGGUGGGGCUGCGGCCACAGCAGCUCAGAGAAGGAGGUCCAGAACCGCAAGGGAACCUAGUCCAGAAUAUUGAUGUCAGAGUUGAUUGUGGCGAGGCUGGCGUUGAUUCAUUAUACCCCAACUAUUCCAAUAAUAUUUUGUACAAUUAGCAUAACCAAUGAAAUUAAUAGCGGACAAACAUACUGUGCCAGGUGCG
Messenger RNA from Pseudogymnoascus verrucosus, 1364 nucleotides. RefSeq lists its product as uncharacterized. The record is from RefSeq and is a predicted model, not a curated record. Gene Ontology annotation, cellular component: endoplasmic reticulum membrane. The transcript has 3 exons. Gene Ontology annotation, biological process: lipid droplet organization; lipid storage. The coding region runs from base 21 to 1241 and encodes 406 amino acids. NCBI's taxonomy places the organism in Eukaryota, Fungi, Ascomycota, Leotiomycetes, Thelebolales, Thelebolaceae.